Messenger RNA from Coffea eugenioides, 713 nucleotides. RefSeq lists its product as uncharacterized. Lineage: Eukaryota; Viridiplantae; Streptophyta; Magnoliopsida; Gentianales; Rubiaceae. The record is from RefSeq and is a predicted model, not a curated record. Bases 174 to 575 code for a protein of 133 amino acids. The transcript has a single exon.
AAAACCAUCCCCGCUUGCUACCAAGAAACAGACCUCGCCAACUCAAAAGAUUCCUUUUGCUUUCAUAUAAAUACUAUCAGCCUUUCAUUCCCAUCCCUACGAUAAUUAAAAAAGCCCCCCAGUUACCAAUCAAACCUUCCCUUCCCUGGUGUUUCCACAUACAACUGAAAAAGAUGAAGUUGCUUGCUAAUCCAUUUAACGGAAGCCUGAAGAGGCAAUGGAGAAGAAGAAAGAACUAUCACCGAAUAAACGGAUCGAGAAGGAAUGUAAAGAUUGUGAAGUUUGGAGGGCAGGGAGAGAAGAGGGCAUGGAAGAUCAGAGCAAUUCCAAAGUUGCGUCUCAAAUUUGCUUCCCCGCUGAAGCUCUGGACCAAGUUCAAGAACGCCUAUAUGAACAUGAUGCUUAGAUUGGCUGGCAACGUCGGGGCAAUGAACAGUGGAAAUGAUUUUGCCGGAAAGAGGAUCCCAGAGGCUCGCCCGGUUCCUGUAACUUAUAAAAAUAGUGAGUUCGAAAAUAGGCUUAUUUAUGAGAUAUACAAAUCUCUAGCGGUUUCCAUGGAGAUGGAUUCCAGGUAGGGCUACUGGCCCAGAUUUUCAUCUUUAAUUUUGUCUUCCUAAACGUGGGUGAAAUUUGAUAUUCAGCUUCUCCAUGUACAAAGCGCACGAAUUGUCUGAAUGUGAAUUUUAAUAUAGACCAAUGAGGUUUAUUUUCUU